CAUCACCCACGUUGCGACCAUCGAGACCCGUCGCCCACACCACGAUUCCCCACAAGACAACAGGUACAUCACCUCGCGCGCCAUCAUUCUACACGGGUCUCUAACAAGACAAGCAGUCCCGACAUCCCCAGGAAUCGCCUUUCAAUAUGUUCGCCCUUUCUGAAGAGUCUAAGGAGCGCAUUGGCAAGAUCAUUGAGAUCUCGCGCGUUGCCAUUCACUAUGGCUAUCUGCCUCUAAUCCUCUACCUUGGCUACACUCGCAGCGACCCCAGGCCAUCCGUCAUCCGACAUGUAGCGACAACCACCAACGUCUCUAUGACGAAAUCCAAAGAUGCGGGCCUCUCCCCCGCCCUCGUCGAGACGGUCGCCGGGCUCUCGGCCGGUUCCAUGGCCACCCUGAUCGUCCACCCCCUCGACAUCGUCAAGACGCGCAUGCAGAUCUACCGCACCGCCCUCUCCACCUCCACCACCGCCUCCCCGCCCACAACCGUCUCCCUCAUCCGCACCCUCGCCCGCACCGACCGCCCGCUCGCCGCCCUCUACCGCGGCCUGACCCCCAACCUCGUCGGCAACGCAACAAGUUGGGCCUCCUUCUUCUUCUUCAAAUCCCGCCUCGAGCGCGCCAUCGCCCACCUCCGGCCCCUCCCCCCCGGAACCACCACCCCCCCAACCAACCCAACCAACCCAACAACCCCGCAGGAAACAACCGCCCAAAUCAAGCAGCGCCUCACCCCCCUCGAUUUCUUCGCCGCCUCCCUCGGCGCCGGCGCCCUCACCCAGGUCCUCACCAACCCGAUCUGGGUGCUCAAGACCCGCAUGCUGUCCUCCGACCGCGCCGCCGCGGGCGCCUACCCCUCCAUGUGGGCCGGCGCCGCCCGCCUGCUGCGCGAGGAAGGCCCGCGCGGCUUCUACCGCGGGCUCGCGGUCGGCAUGCUCGCGGUCAGUCAUGGGGCCGUGCAGUUUGCGGUCUAUGAUCCGGCGAGGCGGUUGUAUGUCGCGAGGAGGGGGGGGCGGGUGGAGGGGAGGGGUGGUGGUGGUGGUGGUGGUGGUGGUGGUGGUGGGGUUGGGGGUGGUGCUGGUGCUGGUGCUGGGGGGGAGGGUGUGGUGUCGAAUGAGGCGACGGUUGUGUUAUCGACUGCGUCGAAGCUUGUUGCUGGUGCUGCUACGUACCCGUUGCAGGUGUUGAGAAGCCGGCUGCAGCAGCAUGAUGCUGAGGCGCAGUUCGGGAGGGGGUUGUCUGGGGUGGUGAGGAAGUUAUGGCGGGAGGAGGGCGUGAGGGGGUUCUAUCGGGGUGUUAUGCCUGGUGUUGUUCGGGUGCUGCCCGCGACGUGGGUCACGUUUCUGGUGUACGAGAAUGUAAAGUAUUAUUUACCCCGGUGGGUGCAGGGCGGGGAGGGGAAAGCGAUCUUCUAGACUAGACGGCGGCGUUCUGUGAGGAUAUCCUGUGAUGAUAGACAUGUCAUCUUUAAACAACUUUGGGUUUCGUGUGAGCGGAAAACUGUGUGGAAACCAGCUCCGUCAACUGCCCGCUUAGUCUAUUCGUAUUUAUCUCCGUCCCAUGUCUCGUUCGGAGGCAGGGCCUGUACCCGUUGAGGGG
Molecule: messenger RNA, 1596 nt
Organism: Chaetomium fimeti
Lineage: Eukaryota; Fungi; Ascomycota; Sordariomycetes; Sordariales; Chaetomiaceae
Product: mitochondrial carrier domain-containing protein
Exons: 6
Coding region: 147-1412 (421 amino acids)
Biological process (GO): protein import into mitochondrial matrix; nucleotide transport; folate import into mitochondrion
Cellular component (GO): mitochondrial outer membrane translocase complex; mitochondrion
Molecular function (GO): FAD transmembrane transporter activity; folic acid transmembrane transporter activity
Source: RefSeq, a predicted model, not a curated record